Molecule: messenger RNA, 3729 nt
Organism: Vigna unguiculata (cowpea)
Lineage: Eukaryota; Viridiplantae; Streptophyta; Magnoliopsida; Fabales; Fabaceae
Product: putative disease resistance protein RGA4
Molecular function (GO): ADP binding
Source: RefSeq, a predicted model, not a curated record
AUCAUUUACUUAAAGCUGUCAAACAAAAGUCACUUUAUUUAUUUCCUUUUGUAUCAUUAGGUCCUUCUCAUCUUCUCAAUUAUUGAAUCUGUUUCAAAUCAACACAACAAAUAUUUCUGAAGAUAUUCUUCUUCACUCCUAUCCACCUCUCUUCUCCAACCUUUCCUUCAUUUCAACACCAGUUUCUAUCUAUGGCAGAGGCUUUACUGGGAAUUGUGCUUGAAAAUUUGGGAUCUUUUGUUCAAGACCAACUUGCAACUUAUUGGGGUGUUGAACAGCAGACUCAUAAGCUUUCCAGCAACCUCACCGCAAUUCGUGCUGUCCUCAGAGAUGCUGAGAGAAAGCAAAUAACAAGUCAUGCCGUGAAGGAUUGGCUGCAGAAACUCACGGAUGCAGCGUACGUGCUUGAUGAUAUCUUGGAUGAAUGUUCAGUUCAAUCCAAAAUGCUACACUCUGAUGAUGGACAAAGUUCAUGCUUGGCCUAUGUGCACCCUAAGCACAUUCUCUGUCGUUUUUAUAUCGGAAAGAGGAUGAAAGACAUCACCCAGAGGUUUCAUGACAUUCAUGAAGAAAGGCUCACGUUUGAAUUGCGUGUGGGUGUCACGGAGAAGCAAACAGUCAAUGAUGAUGAUGAUUGGCGUCAAACUAGCUCAGUCAUUACUGAACCCAUAUUCUGUGGCAGAGACAAAGAUCGAGAGAAAAUUGUGAAAUUUCUCGAGGAAGAUGCUAGUGGCAGUGAAGACCUCACCAUCUAUCCCAUAGUUGGUAUGGGUGGUCUUGGCAAAACAACUCUUGCCAAGCAGGUAUUCAAUGAUCACGAGAUAAGUAAACAUUUUGACUUGAGAAUUUGGAUCUGCGUUUCAGAUGAUUUCAAUGUCAAGAGAAUACUGCAAUCGAUUAUAGAAUGUAGUAUUGGCCAAAAUCCCAACCUCGGUGAUUUAGAAGCAAGGAGAAAAAGGGUUGAAGAAGCAUUGCAAAGCAAGAGGUAUUUACUUGUUCUUGAUGAUGUGUGGAAUGAAGACCGAGAGAAGUGGAAGGAGUUGAAGGGGAUGUUGGAGUGUGCUAAGGGAGCAAAAGGAGCUACCAUUUUGGUCACCACUCGACUUCAGGAAGUUGCCUCCAUCAUGGGAACGCAUCCUGCUUACAGUUUGACAGCAUUGUCAGAAGACGACAGUUGGUCGUUGUUCAAACACCAUGCGUUUGGACUAAAUAGAGAAGAAAGGGAAGAGUUUGUGACAAUUGGCAAAGAGAUAACGAGGAAAUGCGUUGGUUCGCCACUUGCAAUCAAAACACUGGGAAGCUGUUUGCGUAAUGAAAAUGAGAUAAAGCAGUGGCAGAAUAUUAAGGAAAGUGAGAUUUGGGAUAUACGGGAGGUAAGUAGUUCUCUGACAAAUGACGAAAAUGCUAUCAUGCGUGCUUUGAAAUUAAGCUAUUUUAAUUUGGAGUUGUCAUUGCGGAGAUGCUUUUCUUUCUGUGCAAUUUUCCCUAAAGAUUUUGAAAUUGAUAGAGAAGAACUCAUUCAUCUCUGGAUGGCUAAUGGAUUUAUUAAACAGGAAGGGAAUGUAGAGGUGGAGGAUGUUGGUAAUAAAGUGUGGAAAAGAUUAUAUGAUAGAUCAUUCUUCCAGGAAGCAAAGGCCAAUAGGAUUGGUAUGAUUAAAACUUUCAAGAUGCAUGAUCUAUUUCAUGAUCUCGCUCAGUCUAUCAUGGGUGAAGAAUGUGUGGUUUACGAGGAAGGAAAGUUGACUCGAUUGUCAAAUAGAGUUCACUAUUUACGAUUGCUAAAUUCUAAUAAGUUUGUCGAUAUGGCUGCCUUCAAGAAAGUUGAAUCAUUUCGAACUUUACUUGAUUUUGGUUUAGGAUUGCAUCAUGUAAAUAUUCGUUUGUUGCCAUCAAAUCAUUGUCUCCGAGCAUUACACAUACGAUCAACUCUUUUUUCCCCACUAAAUGAUUUGUCACAUUUGAGAUAUUUGAGUUUGCACAGGUGUUCAGUCUUGCAUAGUUCUAUUUGUGGGUUGCAGAAAUUGCAAAUACUGAAACUCGAAGAUUGCGGAGGGUCGCAUAAUUUUUUUCCAGAACACAUGACACAAUUACAGGAUCUUAGGCAUCUUGUGAUUAAGGGUUGUCCUAAAAUAGCAGAGAUGCUUCCGAAUAUUGGCAAGUUAGGGCAUCUAAGAACAUUGAACACCUUCGCCGUGGGUUCAAAACUGGAGUAUGGGUUGGCAGAGUUACAUGGCUUAAGUCUAGUUGGAAAACUGCAUAUCAGAGGCCUGGAGAAUGUGAGCAAUGAAUGGGAGGCUAAAGAAGCAAAUUUGAUGAGCAAGAAGGAGUUGAAUCGCCUAUACUUAUCAUGGAGUGAUAGUCCUAACUCACAAGGUAGUAAUGUUAGUGUGGAGAGAGUCCUGGAAAACCUGGAACCUCCCUCAACUCUGAAGAGUUUUGGGAUGAAAGGAUAUCUGGGAAGAAAGUUAUCGAGUUGGAUGAGAAGUGUUGUAGUUUUGAAAGACUUAGUGGAAGUUAUGCUCUUCGACUGUUUCUUCUGUGAGGAGCUUCCUCCACUUGGUAAACUACCACAUUUGAAAAGGGUAGACCUGCGUAGAAUAAGAAAUGUGAAGUGGAUAGAUGGUGAGUCGUAUGAAGGUGUGGAGGAGAAGGCAUUUCCAUCGUUGGAGAAAUUGAAUGUGGAGAAUUUACCAAAUUUGGAGAGGUUGUUGAGGGAUGAAGGAGUAGAGAUGCUCCCUCGUCUUUCCCAAGUAAGAAUUGAUGGUGUCUUGAACUUUAAAGUCCCACAUCUUCCGUGUGUUGAGGAGCUUGAUGCUAGAGACAUUAAGGCAGCGACUUCUUUCAUGGAAGGGGUUGUGGAGAAUGUGACUUGUCUGAAGAAACUGCUAAUUGCAUCCAUGAGAGAUUUGAAGGUACUGCCCGAAAAACUGAGCAGGCUGAGUGCACUACAGGAUCUAAAGAUAUUGGAAUGUGAAGAGUUGAGAUCGCUGCCAAGUAGCUUUCAACGCCUCACCAACUUGUCUAAAUUAAGUAUUUUGAACUGUGAUCGUCUGGAGGAGAGGUACAAAAGAGAAACAGGGAAUGAUUGGCAAUUCAUAGCUCACAUUCCAAAUGUAGAAUUGGAAUCCUUCCCCUCGCACGGAGUGAAACCGGCUUUAUCAUUUAGUGAUCGUUACCGGCAAUCAUCUUGCUCAUGGAACUGCUUCAAGGUUAAAAGACCGCCUGCUGAAACAGAAAGAAUGGUUGAAUAUAAUUUUUUUGACUACAUGGAUGAGUAUGAGUGAAUACCUGGAACUGUGCUGUCAUGCCAAAGUAUUGCAUCAGUCACAAUCUCUCUGGUUUUUUCAAGAAAAUCCAACUUUCACAGUUUCAUCUUUCACUAUUUGUGGUUACAUCACAAGCACUCCAUCAUGGAUUCUAGUUCUAUAAGCAAGUUUGAAAAUGUGUAAGAAUCCUCUUAAUGUAAUAGAAGAGGACAUGGCGAGCGCGAAUUUGAUGUAUGAUUUGAGGAGUACCAAAGAUUAUACAGGCAAGGAUUUCAAAUUGGAUUGCAACAAAGGAAUCCAUGGGCAAUAUGACAAAGAUGGUUGUUACUUCCACAUGCUGAUUUGGUGGAGUUAGUCAGAACUGCAUUUUUAUGGCCAUGUGAACAACCUUGGUGGUGUUGCGGGUAUGUUUGGUUGAACAUUUAUCUAAUAAAGUUUAUUAUAUUAUAUUUGUUACACAUAA